AUGCCCAUCAUGGACUACCUAGUCCGGUUCGCUCAGACGCAUGAGACCUUCCGACUGCCAGAAAUCCAUGCCUGUGCCACACUUGCAGGCGUUGACAUUGAGAUUCUCAGCUAUUAUGAAUUUUCACCAUACUGCGUCGUGAGAGCGCCAAAUGAAGAAGCAAUGCGCACCAUUGCCAAGCGUAGCAUCCUUAUCAGAGAUGUCUUCGAGCUCUGGGGCCAAGGUACCAACUAUGAAGAAUUACAUGCAGACGUUCCGCAACGAAGCCAGCACCGUUGGAAAGACUUCGAGCACUCCGAGUUCGCUUUCAGGCUCGAGUACUUCGGUGGAAAAUGCAACUCAAGCUCGACAUCCAAGAGAGAGAUCCUGACAUCAUUCACAUACACGGGUUUCAAGGGCCCGGUCAAUCUAAAGAACGCCGAACAACAGUUCUUCGUGAUGGAAGAGUACAUCGACGACGUUGAACAGAGUGUACUGAAAGUUGCACCAGUUGAAAAGCCAAGGAAGAUCUUUCUUGGACGAAAGAUCUGUGACAGCUGUCGCGAUACUGUCCUCAAGUACGAUCUCAAAAAACGCGACUAUAUCAGCACGACCUCCAUGGAUGCGGAAUUGAGCCUAGUUACAGCCAACAUGGCACUUGCCGGUCCUGGAAAACUGUUCUUUGACCCCUUCGUCGGAACUGGUAGCUUUAUCGUUUGUGCUUCGCAUUUCGGAGCCUUGAGUAUGGGCGCUGACAUCGAUGGCCGCAGUUUCCGCGGCAAAGAAGCUGCGAAGCUGGGCGUGUACGAGAACUACAAGCAAUACGAGAUGCCCAGCAAAUUUGUGGAUUGUUUCACUUCAGAUUUGACAAACACUCCUCUCCGGCGUCCUCAGUUCCUCGAUGGCAUUGUCUGUGACCCACCAUAUGGUAUUCGCGAGGGACUUCGAGUCCUGGGAAAUCGCCAUGGAAAGCCCGCAGUAAAUGUCAUUAUUGAUGGUGUUCCUGCUCAUCUUCGACCUGGAUAUGUCCCUCCCAAAAAGCCUUAUGGGUUUGAGGCAUUGCAGAAAGAUAUCCUUAACUUCGCGGUGCGAAGCUUAGUGACAAAUGGACGCCUUGCCAUGUGGAUGCCAACCACUAAUGACGAGGCCGUUGAGUUCCCCGUUCCUAUGCACGAGGACCUGGAGGUUGUUAGUGUCUCUGUUCAGUCGUUCAAUAAUUGGUCUCGUCGACUCAUUACAUAUCGCCGCCUACCCGAGGGAGAAAAGUCAGAUGUCACGUUGGGUCGCACCAAGACUGAUGACCAGGGACAUAGAGCCGAUGAUCUCAAUCUGUUCCGACGAACGUUUAUGAACCGAGGACACGUUCUCAAAGCUGAGAAAGACAACGAAACGACACCAUGA
Molecule: messenger RNA, 1380 nt
Organism: Penicillium antarcticum
Lineage: Eukaryota; Fungi; Ascomycota; Eurotiomycetes; Eurotiales; Aspergillaceae
Product: tRNA (guanine-N2-)-methyltransferase
Exons: 5
Coding region: 1-1380 (459 amino acids)
Biological process (GO): methylation
Cellular component (GO): cytoplasm
Molecular function (GO): nucleic acid binding
Source: RefSeq, a predicted model, not a curated record